Dermatophagoides pteronyssinus (European house dust mite) is the source of this 1548-nucleotide messenger RNA. The record is from the annotation of a RefSeq genome assembly. Lineage: Eukaryota; Metazoa; Arthropoda; Arachnida; Sarcoptiformes; Pyroglyphidae.
AUACGUUGACUUAUAUCCACUAAUCACAAAGAUAUUGCUACUUUAUAUUUUAUUUUUGGUGUAUGAUCGGGAAUGUUAGGUACAAGUUUUAGGAGAUUAAUUCGUCUAGAACUAUCUCAACCUGGUGAUUUCUCUAUAGAUUUUGAUUAUUAUAAUUCUGUUGUUACUGCUCAUGCUUUUAUUAUAAUUUUUUUUAUAGUAAUGCCUAUUAUGAUAGGGGGAUUUGGUAAUUUACUGGUCCCCUUAAUAAUUGGGGCUACAGAUAUGGCCUACCCUCGUUUAAAUAAUAUAAGAUUUUGGUUAUUACCACCUUCUUUAUCUCUUUUAGUAAGUUCUGCUGUUGUUGGGUCUGGGGUUGGUACUGGUUGAACUGUUUACCCCCCUCUUUCUAAUGGUAUUUUUCACUCAGGGCCUGCUGUUGAUUUCGGUAUUCUUAGACUUCAUAUUGCUGGGGUUUCGUCUAUUUUAGGGGCCAUUAAUUUUAUUGUUACUAUUUUUAAUAUAAAAGUCCAAGGUAUAGGUUGGUCCAAUGUUCCUCUAUUUGUAUGGUCUGUUUUUAUUACUUCUUUUCUACUAGCUUUUUCUUUACCUGUUUUAGCAGCUGCUUUGACUAUAUUAUUAACUGAUCGUAAUUUUAACUCUACUUUUUUUGACCCUGUUGGUGGGGGAGACCCAAUUUUGUACCAACAUUUAUUUUGGUUUUUUGGUCAUCCUGAGGUUUAUAUUCUUAUUUUGCCUGGGUUUGGUAUUAUUUCUCAUACAGUAAGGUUUUAUAGUAAUAAAAUUGAGCCAUUUGGAUCCUUGGGAAUGAUUUAUGCUAUAAUCUCUAUUGCUACUUUAGGUUUUAUUGUAUGGGCUCAUCAUAUAUUUACUGUAGGGUUGGAUGUAGACACUCGGGCUUAUUUUACAUCAGCUACUAUAAUUAUUGCUGUUCCUACGGGAGUUAAGGUUUUCAGAUGAUUGGCAACUAUAUUAGGCGGAAAGUUGGACUUUAGCCCAUCAUUCUUAUGGUCUAUAGGGUUUGUUUUUCUUUUUACUGUUGGGGGGUUAACUGGUGUUAUUCUUUCUAAUUCUUCUUUAGAUGUUAGUCUACAUGAUACUUAUUAUGUUGUUGCUCAUUUUCACUAUGUAUUAUCAAUAGGUGCUGUUUUUGCUAUUAUAGCUGGUAUCACACAUUGGUUUCCUGUAAUAUACAACAUACCAAUAAAUCCUUAUUUGUUAAAAGGUCAAUUUUGGGUUAUAUUUUUAGGUGUCAAUUUAACUUUUUUCCCACAACAUUUUUUAGGGUUAAAUGGUAUACCACGUCGUUAUUGUGACUACCCUGAUGGUUUUACUUAUUGAAAUACUAUUUCUAGUCUUGGAAGUUUUAUUACUGUUAUAUCUAUUGUUAUUUUUAUUUUUAUUAUAUGAGAGGGUAUGAGAAGAGGGCGUGUCAUUAAUUAUUAUUCUUCUAAUUUAAUUUCUUCUGAGUUUUAUUAUGAGAGCCCAGCUCCUUCACACACUAAUGUGGAAGCUUGAAAAGUUUGUAGUGGGGUUGUAAUAAUUUAG